Molecule: messenger RNA, 2646 nt
Organism: Miniopterus natalensis
Lineage: Eukaryota; Metazoa; Chordata; Mammalia; Chiroptera; Miniopteridae
Source: RefSeq, a predicted model, not a curated record
AUGGGACACCGGAAGAUAGGCGGCCUGAGGAAGACAUGCGUGACCAUGGACCAGGAACGCCCGCGCUCUGAUCUCAGCAUCAACAGCCGGAACAGCCUCCGCAAGGUUUUGCACCUGGAAUUUCUCUACAGGGAGAACAAGGCAAAGGAAAAUCCUCUAAAAACAAACCUUGAACUCAUUACCAGAUACUUUCUGGAUCACUUUGAAAAUACUGCUAACAAUUUCACUCAAGAAACGCCAAUGCCUGCACUUUCACUUCCAAAGAAAAGUAACAAAUUACCGUUGAGAUGCUCAGAGACCACGCUGGUAAAUAUAUAUGACCUUGCAGAUGAAGAUGGGGCAUGGAGAACAUCACUGUCAGAAACGAGCAAAGCCAGGCACGACCACCUUGAUGGGGAUAUACUUGGUAAUUUUGUAUCAUCCAAAAGGCCCCCCAACAGAAGUAAGCCGGCGCAGACUGUCCCGGCCGAAAGCCCGCCUGUGGCCCCUGCGUGGGAGAAGACGGACAAGGUCCAGUCGUCAGAGCCGCACUCGGACACGAAGAGGGUGGGAGAGAAGAUCAGGUGCAAGUCUGGCCUGAUUGUCCGGGGCAUGAUGGCCGGGCCCACCGCCAGCUCCCCACAGGAGUCCCUCCACAAGCGCUCCCUGAGGCGGCCCCUGGCCCUGAGCAGCGUGACCCAGCCCCACCAGGAGGAGGAGGGCCGGAAAGCCCCCGAGCUGCCCACCUGCCCCCCGGCCUGUCCCACCCCGCCGGAGGGCCUGGCUUCCAGCGCUGGCUCCAUCUCUAGGGGCCCCCUGGGCCAGCUCAGCGAGCCCCCCGCAGAAAAGCACAGGCCCACGGCCAGCAGCCCUCCCCGCUUGCCCAGCCCAGGGCUGCUGCAGAGGGGGGGCGGCAGGUGGAGAGGCCUUUCGGAGGACAGCCCAGCCGUGGACGGUGGCCCAGAGGCCGACAGGACACCUCUGAAAUUCUCCUUGCCAGGGGGGAACGCCAGGACGACCCAGGAGAGGCUGGAGAGAGCGUUCAAAAGGCAGGGAAACCAGCCUCUGCCCGUAAGGAAAACUCAGUUGCCAGUGUCCAGCACAGCUGACGGUGAGCUGGGUGCCCUGCAGCUUGAGGAUGUGGAAGAUGAAUCGAUGCGUGAGGAAGCCAUUCUCUCUCCGGUCCCAUCAGCACUCAAGCUGCAAACAGUGUCAAUGCCAAUCGACCUCUCAGUGGCAAAGGACAUAAAGACCCUUCUGUUCGGUUCCAGUUUUUGCUGUUUCAAUGAAGAAUGGAAACUUCAGAGUUUUUCGUUUAAUGACACAACCCCGUUGAAAUAUGGCAUUGUGCAGAACAAGGGUGGUCCCUGUGGGGUUCUGGCGGUUGUCCAAGCCUGUGUCCUACAGAAGCUCCUAUUUGAAGGAGACAGCGGAGCUGACUGCGCUCUGCAGCUGCAACCCUCGAGCGCCCACAGGACCCACUGCCUGGGCCUGGCCAUCGCGGACAUUUUGUGGCGGGCUGGGGGCCACGAGAGAGCCGUGGUCGCACUGGCUUCGGGAACACAGCAGUUCAUUCCAACAGGGAAAUACAAAGCAGAUGGAGUCUUAGAAACACUCAUACUCCACAGUUUGACCUGCUAUGAGGAGCUGGUGACUUUCCUUCAACAAAACAUCCAUCAGUUUGAAGUAGGCCCCUUUGGAUGCAUCCUGCUCACCCUGUCUGCCAUCCUGUCCCGGUCCACAGAGCUCAUCCGCCAGGACUUCGACGUCCCUACCAGCCACCUGAUUGGAGCGCACAGCUACUGUACACAGGAACUUGUCAAUCUGCUCCUGACCGGGAGAGCCGUGUCCAAUGUUUUCAACGACGUGCUGGAGCUGGACUCAGGGAACGGGAACAUCACGCUCCUCAAAGGCAUUGCCGCUCGCAGCGACAUUGGCUUCCUGUCUCUCUUUGAGCACUACAACGUGUGCCAGGUCGGCUGCUUCCUGAAGACCCCGCGGGUCCCCAUCUGGGUGGUGUGCAGCGAGAGCCACUUCAGCGUGCUGUUCAGCCUGCAGCCCGAGCUCCUGCGCGACUGGAGGACCGAGAGGCUCUUCGACCUCUACUACUACGACGGCCUGGCCAACCAGCAGGAGCCCAUUCGGCUGACUGUCGACACCACCCAAACUGUUCCUGAGCAUGGAGAUGGAGACCUCAUCCCGCCCCUCGAGCUCUGCAUCAGGACCAAGUGGAAGGGGGCAUCCGUUAACUGGAAUGGCUCAGACCCAAUCCUGUGAGCCUUCAUGUGGGUGAAUCCUAUGUCUCCACUCAUCACACGGGUGACAGCUGAGCCCUAGGCCUCAGGGACCAGUCUCUCAGAAGGGUGUCACCCCCACCUGCGCCAGCACUGCUGCAGAAACAUCCAGAACCUCCCUGUCCUUUCCAUGAAGGGCCUGCCCUGGACUGUGAUGAGGGCCCGUGGUGCUGCUGCUGUGUGGCUCCCUCCCAGUGGAGCUGUGAUGCCAAGUCAGGAAGAAGGCCAGCUGCUGGCCCUUGGCUACCUUUCGCCUGCAUCCCUCACUCCCUGCUGGACCACCCCUUGCCAAGCCUGUGAUAUGGUCAGCCCGGGACCCUGGGUGCUCGUUCUGUCUGGUAGUUCGCUUUCUAUAAAACAGGAGUGAAACCCA